AUGGCUUCUCUCUCCAUGGCUUCCGUUAACCUCAGUUUCUCUCCGUUACGCGCUUCUCCCAAAGCUUCUUCCCCUCACGGCUCCGUUCAAUUCGCUCGAUUCAACAACACGUCGACUCUUGGCUCAACUCACUGCAUUUCUGGGCUUCGCGCGGUUUUCCCUCAGAAGAUUUCCACAAUCGUUUCGACGAAUUCUCAGAGGCUUCAGUCUCUUACCGUUUUCGCUCACAAGGGCUACAAGAUGAAGACCCACAAGGCCUCAGCGAAGCGGUUCAGAGUGACGGGUAGGGGGAAGAUAGUGAGGAGGAGAUCCGGAAAGCAGCAUUUGUUAGCUAAGAAGAACAACAAGAGGAAGUUGCGUCUAUCGAAAAUGACCGAAGUGAACCGGAGCGACUAUGACAACGUGAUCGGCGCUCUACCAUACCUGAAAGUCAAUCGAAAGGCGACUUAA
Molecule: messenger RNA, 450 nt
Organism: Microthlaspi erraticum
Lineage: Eukaryota; Viridiplantae; Streptophyta; Magnoliopsida; Brassicales; Brassicaceae
Source: the annotation of a GenBank genome assembly